GGGGAUCCCUCGGCACCGGGAGCAGCCUCCGGGCGGCCCCGCGGCCUCAGGGAUGCCGCUUCGGGCACCGACCCCGAGGCACAGCCCCCGGCGAGCCUAACACCGCCCGGGGCUCGGCAGGAUGGAAGGCACGGACGUCCCCAUGGCUGUCCCCACGGGUGUCCCCGCGCUGGCCACAGAGCCGAGGUUCGCCCAGCGCCUCAGGCAGUGUCUGCAAGAGGAGCGGCUCCUGGACGGGCGCUACGGGCUGCAGCGGGUGCCGGGCGGCCGCGUGGCCGUGCCGGUGCUGCCGGAGAAGCUGUCCCAGCUCUGCCUGCCCGCGGAGAUGCCCUGUGAGCUGCUCGGGAUCCAGGACCCUGUCCCCUCCAGGGCCGCCCGCCGGCGCUCGCCGGCCCAGAGGCUGCGGGAGGAGCUGCGGCGGCUGCUGGGGGCCGGCUGGUCGGGGGAGCUGGAGCGGGACGUGCCGCACGCCUGGCAGAGGCACGGGGACCUGGUGCUGCUGAGCGAGGACAGCUUCAGGGCUGAGCCCUGGGAGAGGCUGGGCUCGGCGCUCUGGGAGACGAUCGCCUCUGCUUUAGGGGCCCGGCGGGUGGCCAGGCGAGGACGGGUGAUGCCGGACGGGAUGCGGAGCCCCAGGGUCACCCUGCUGCUGGGCGAGCACGGCUGGGUGGAGCACGUGGAUAACGGCAUCAGGUACACCUUCGAUGUGACCAAGUGCAUGUUCUCCCCGGGAAACAUCACCGAGAAGCUGCGUGUGGCCUCACUGCCCUGCUCCGGGGAGGUCCUGGUGGAUCUCUAUGCAGGCAUCGGCUAUUUCACGCUGCCGUUCCUGGUGCACGCUGGAGCCGCCUUUGUCCAUGCCUGUGAGUGGAACAGCCACGCCGUGGAGGCCCUGCACAGGAGCCUGGUGCUGAACGGGGUGCGGGAUCGCUGCCACAUCCACAGCGGGGACAGCCGGCAGCUGCAGCUGCAGGACGUGGCAGACAGGGUCAACCUGGGGCUGAUCCCCAGCUCGGAGGAAGGCUGGCCAGUGGCCUGCCGCGUCCUGAAGAAGGACACGGGUGGGGUUCUCCACAUCCACCACAAUGUGGAGACUCGUCCCGCGCCGGCACCGCCGCAGAGCGCGGUGCUGCUGGCUGAGCGGGGCUCUCCGGAGGCAGCCAGUCCUGCGGGAGAGGCACAGCACCGGGCACAGCACGGUGGGGAAGAGACUCUGGAGGCCAGGCUCAGGCCCGAGUGGCAGAGGUGGGCUGAAGGCACGGCCACACGCAUCCAGGGGCUGCUGGCAGAGCUGCACGGGCGGCCGUGGCGCAGCAGCGUCCUGCACAUCCAGCCGGUGAAGUCCUACGCGCCACACGUGCAUCACCUCGUGCUGGACCUCGAGUGCCGGCCUGUGCUGCCCGUUUAGUGGAGCUCCAGCUUCCUUGGAAGGGUGGCCAGCAGUGUCCAGCUGCCAGCCUGGAUGUGCCUUGUGUCCCCUAGUUCCCAGGUGGCAGCACUGCCUCCCCGUGCCUGGGGCACCCGGGGCUGCGCUCCCCACGGCAGAUCCCUUCAGGAUCCAGACAAGGAUGGAGCAAGCUCACUCUGGGGCUCAGAGUGCCAGUGUUCUACCCUGGCUCUGCCAGUCGCUGCCCAGGUCUUGGACACGUGGUAGCACCUUGAGCCCCAUUUCACACAGGAAAGAGAGCCACAGUGCUGAGAAGCCUUAGGUUCCUGCUGGGUUCAUUUCAGCAGGUCAGGGACAAGCUUUGUGCUUGUAUUUACCAGCAUGCUUUUUUAAUGUCCUGGAAGCAAGUCUGUUCAUCUUGUUUCCUUCCUAUUUUUAUUUUUCAGAAAUAAAGAUGUUUCUCACCA
This is a messenger RNA of Serinus canaria (Common canary), 1854 nucleotides long. RefSeq names its product tRNA methyltransferase 12 homolog (gene TYW2). Gene Ontology annotation, biological process: tRNA methylation. Gene Ontology annotation, cellular component: cytoplasm. The transcript has 7 exons. The coding region runs from base 122 to 1408 and encodes 428 amino acids. The record is from RefSeq and is a predicted model, not a curated record. Gene Ontology annotation, molecular function: tRNA methyltransferase activity. Lineage: Eukaryota; Metazoa; Chordata; Aves; Passeriformes; Fringillidae.